Molecule: messenger RNA, 1007 nt
Organism: Aspergillus homomorphus CBS 101889
Lineage: Eukaryota; Fungi; Ascomycota; Eurotiomycetes; Eurotiales; Aspergillaceae
Exons: 2
Coding region: 144-965 (273 amino acids)
Biological process (GO): transmembrane transport
Cellular component (GO): membrane
Molecular function (GO): ATPase-coupled transmembrane transporter activity; ATP binding
Source: RefSeq, a predicted model, not a curated record
GAACGAUUUAUUCUCCAUCGAGGAGAUCACGUGCACUCCUUAUUAUCCUCCAUCCUCGCCAGAUUUGUUGGUUAAUUAAGUUCAAUUCAAUGUAAUCAGCCUGGAUUCAGACUGGACUCGACUGGACUUACUUUAUCUCUUGUAUGUGCCCUGACUUGAGAGCUUUUGAAGGCUAUCGGGAACUUAUUAGUAUAUGCUUGAUCGACGGCACGACAUACUUUCAUCUAAGCCGAGGCUAUAUACAAGAUUCAACCAAGGGUGCUUAUAUCUACCACAUCGAAAUCCCAAGCCAUCUCUCCAUUUCAAAACACCAAGAAAUUGAACCGACUCUAGAUGCGAUCAUAAUAAAUCUUCCCUCAAACGUCGGCCAGCUCGCAACGUUUGCAGCUUAUGGUAUAGUAGCUGCAGUGCAAGGCUCAGGUGGACUUCACGUCUCACAAGCCAUCACCUCACUAUCAUUGGUUAACCUGCUAGUCACGCCUCUCCAGUACCUGCUAAUCGCAAUCCCAGAUACUUUUGCGUCGAUUGGUUGCCUGCAUAGGAUACAAGACUUUCUCAGGCAACCGAAUCGCCUCGGUGAGCCUUUCGGAUCGUCCAUAUAUGAUCUUUCUAAGCCUGAAGCUGAUCCGCUGUUCACAGAGAAGAGAAGAAUAGCCCAAUUGCCCACAAGCCCAGUUGUGUCCCCCAGCCUAUCCAGCAUUGAGCUCUCUACUUUUCCAAGCCUUAUCACUAACGCCCGCUCGAAUGUAAACCCCGUGCAUUUGUUCCUAGAUAAUGUCCGAAUUGGGUGGAAGUCCUCACCAGCAGACAGAUCCGGUGUUACCCUUGCACUCAGGCAAUCAGAGAGUGGAAUUCUCGUCACGAUUGUCGGCCCGCUCGGUAGCGGUAAGUCUAUCUUCCUGAAAGGUCUGGCUGGUGAGACGCCGGUACAAUGUGAAUGUGUACAUAGAGACACGGCUGAGUGAUGUUGAUGUCGCCAAGUAUAUAGAAGACAAUGUAUGCGCCGU